CACACAGAUAUGGCAAUUCCAUUCUCCUUUACAUUUCUCCUCCUACUUCUGGCUCCUUCCUUCAUUUUCUCUUCCCCACUGCAAGAUCCAGAAGUAGUAGUCGAACAAGUACACAAGAGCAUCAAUGUGUCGAGAAGAAACCUGGGGUUUCUUUCUUGCGGAACUGGGAAUCCCGUUGAUGAUUGUUGGAGGUGUGACCCCAAAUGGGAGAAGAACAGAAAGCGUCUGGCGGAUUGCGGCAUUGGGUUCGGCAAGAACGCCAUCGGAGGCAGAGACGGCAGAUACUACGUCGUCACCGACCCCGGCGACCACCCCGUGAGUCCCAAGCCAGGAACCCUCAGAUACGGCGUUAUACAGAAGGACCCACUGUGGAUCAUCUUCAAGAAAGACAUGGUCAUCAAGCUCGAAGAAGAACUGAUCAUGAACUCCUUCAAGACCAUCGAUGGCAGAGGAGCCGAUGUUCACAUCGCAGGGGGUCCUUGCAUCACUAUCCAGUUCGUUACCAACGUCAUUAUCCACGGAAUCAACAUUCACGACUGUAAACGAGGAGGUAAAGCGUACGCACGAGAUUCUCCUACACAUUACGGGUGGAGAACGGUGUCGGACGGCGACGGAGUCUCCAUUUUCGGAGGAAGCCACAUCUGGGUGGACCACUGUUCUCUGUGGAAUUGCGAAGAUGGACUGAUUGAUGCGGUUCAAGGACAAGUCCAAAAGAAAUGGUAUCGAAUUGUUUUGUUUUUGACAGAAAAGUUGCCUACCCCCUCAAAAAAUGUUGCAAAUCAAGUAGCUGUACAUUCUCUGAAAACAGUUGUGGAGAUGACAUCAAUGUCAAUGCUUCUUCACGCCUUGAAUUGA
This is a messenger RNA of Neltuma alba, 855 nucleotides long. RefSeq names its product probable pectate lyase 5. The coding region runs from base 10 to 855 and encodes 281 amino acids. The transcript has 4 exons. Gene Ontology annotation, molecular function: pectate lyase activity. Lineage: Eukaryota; Viridiplantae; Streptophyta; Magnoliopsida; Fabales; Fabaceae. The record is from RefSeq and is a predicted model, not a curated record.